ACCAUUGAGCUAAGACAGUAAUUCAAGUAGUUGAAACAAGCUUGUUUCAUAUUUGAUUCAUCUGAAAAUGGGUGGUUCAGUAAUGCUAAUGAUUAUGAUAGGGUUACAAAUUCAUUAUACAGUUCUUGCAAUAUUGACAAAAGCUGCCUUUUCAGAUGGAUUGAGUCCAACCAUCUAUGUAAUGUAUAGGCAAGGCAUAGCCACUUUGGCAUUGGCACCUUUCAUCUUUCUCUCUAAUAAGAGGAGACGAUCUUUGACGACAUCAGUAGGAUUAAAGGGUUUCUUUUGGAUGUUUAUGACCUCUCUUUUUGGGGUUACUGUAAAUCAGAAUGCAUAUUUUAGUGGAUUAUUCUAUGCAUCUUCUACCGCAGCUACUGCUAUGACUAAUUUGAUACCUGCAUUAACUUUCGUAUUUGCAGCAAUUUUGGGAUUUGAGAAAAUCGACCUUCGAAGUUUAGGAAGCGUGGCCAAGAUAUUAGGGACAAUUUGUUGUGUCAGUGGAGCCUUAACCAUGGCAUUUCUCAAAGGGAAUAAGUUGUUACACAUGGAUUCUAUAGGUCUCACUGCAAGUGAAGAUGAUAAUUGGAUUCUGGGUUGUUUGUUGCUCUUAGCAAGUAGUGUUUUUUGGUCAUGUUGGAUGAUUAUGCAGGUUCCGAUUUCUUCGUACUGCCCGGAUCAUGUAUUUUCGACUUUUUGGAUGUGUUUAUUCGCAACGAUACAGUCGACUAUAAUGGCUGUGAUCCAAGAACAUGAUCUUCAAGCAUGGAUUUUGCAUUCGACGUUAGGAAUUUCAUGCUGUUUAUAUUCGGGAAUUGGCAUUGCGAUUAGUUUUUUCAUUCAAUCAUGGUGCAUAUCACAGAGAGGUCCAUUGUACUGUGUAAUGUUCAACCCUCUAGCAGCUGUUUUUACAGCUUUGGUAGCUGCUACGUUUCUGCAUGAACAGCUCUACGUUGGAAGUUUGGUUGGGGCUAUUGGGGUGAUAGUUGGUUUGUAUAUUGUGUUAUGGGGAAAAGCCAAAGACUUUGAUGGGACCAAACAAGAACAACCACAAUCAAAGAUGGAGGAUGGUGAAAGAAGUAAUAGAAUAGAUUUGGAAGAACCACUUGUUGCAGAGAAAUCAGAAUAUGUGGCAGAGAUAAAGAUGGAGGGCAGUGAAAGUUUAGCACUCAGAUUGAAGAAAUAAAAACUCGAUUAGUUUCUUUACUAGCUAGAAUUGAUUAUGAUAAAUUGAUUGUAACAUUAUUUCACUUUAUGCAUUAGGCUGUGCUUCUAUAUGCGUGACAAAUUUCAAGAAAUAUAUUAAUGCUUUGCUUAUACAA
Molecule: messenger RNA, 1319 nt
Organism: Lathyrus oleraceus (garden pea)
Lineage: Eukaryota; Viridiplantae; Streptophyta; Magnoliopsida; Fabales; Fabaceae
Product: WAT1-related protein At4g28040
Exons: 6
Coding region: 68-1183 (371 amino acids)
Cellular component (GO): membrane
Molecular function (GO): transmembrane transporter activity
Source: RefSeq, a predicted model, not a curated record